AUGGCAGAUAAUGUCGGUGUCGGAGUUCCAAAAACAGGCUCGCGGUCAUCCACGUCGCUUCCCCCAGAGCCGAUCGAGAUCAUCCGCACCAAAGCCCGCACCAGAAGAGUGCGGAUCAACGUAGGAGGCCUGAACCACGAGGUGCUAUGGCGGACUCUGGACCGGCUCCCACGUACACGUCUGGGGAAGCUGCGUGACUGCAACACGCACGAGUCUCUCAUGGAGGUGUGCGAUGAUUACAGCCUGAACGAGAAUGAGUACUUCUUCGACCGGCAUCCGGGCGCCUUCACGAGCAUCCUGAACUUCUAUCGUACAGGGAAGCUGCACAUGAUGGAGGAGAUGUGCGCGCUCUCGUUCGGACAGGAGCUCGAUUACUGGGGAAUCGAUGAGAUUUAUCUGGAGUCGUGCUGUCAGGCGCGCUAUCACCAGAAAAAGGAGCAGAUGAACGAGGAGCUGCGAAGGGAAGCCGAGACGCUGCGUGAGAGGGACGGAGAGGGUGAGUUUGACCACUCCUGCUGUCCGGAGAAGAGGAAGAAACUGUGGGAUCUUCUGGAGAAGCCGAACUCCUCAGUCGCUGCUAAGAUUCUGGCCAUCAUUUCCAUCCUCUUUAUCAUCCUCUCUACCAUCGCUUUGUCCCUGAACACGCUUCCUGAGCUUCAGGUGAUGGAUGAGUUUGGUCAGGCGAACGAUAAUCCUCAGCUGGCCCAUAUCGAGGCAGUUUGCAUCGCCUGGUUCACUAUGGAGUACCUGCUGCGCUUCCUGUCUUCACCCAACAAGUGGAAAUUCUUUAAAGGACCUCUAAAUGUAAUUGACUUGUUAGCCAUUUUACCUUACUAUGUCACUAUAUUCCUGACAGAGUCGAACAAGAGCGUGCUGCAGUUCCAGAACGUGCGGCGCGUGGUGCAGAUUUUCCGCAUCAUGAGAAUCUUAAGGAUCCUUAAGCUGGCGAGACAUUCAACUGGACUCCAAUCACUUGGCUUUACUCUCAGGCGGAGCUAUAAUGAGCUUGGCCUGCUCAUAUUGUUCUUAGCAAUGGGAAUAAUGAUAUUCUCCAGCUUGGUAUUUUUUGCAGAAAAGGAUGAAGAUGCGACAAAGUUUACAAGCAUACCAGCUUCAUUUUGGUGGGCCACUAUCACCAUGACGACCGUUGGGUAUGGAGAUAUCUACCCACAGACACUGCUUGGUAAAAUAGUCGGUGGACUUUGCUGCAUCGCUGGCGUGUUGGUGAUCGCGUUACCAAUUCCCAUCAUUGUUAACAACUUCUCCGAGUUCUACAAGGAGCAAAAGCGUCAGGAGAAAGCGAUCAAGAGACGCGAGGCCUUGGAGCGAGCAAAGAGGAAUGGCAGCAUUGUCUCAAUGAACCUGAAAGAUGCCUUUGCUAGGAGCAUGGAGUUAAUGGAUGUUGUGGUGGAGAAAAGUGAAGACAAACCUUCAUUUGAUAAUCAUCUGUCUCCAAGCAGGUGGGGAACUCCAAAGCGUGCUUCCUCGGAUGCUAGUUUAAAACCAUUCGAUAGAAAGAUCGGAUCACGGGAAUGUUUUAAAAGCUCAAGUCCGCAGCAUCUUAAUGUCCAGAAACUGGAAGAAAUGUACAACCAGAUGAGCAAGGCACGAUCCUUAUCGGACCUUGACAAAAAUCAGACUGCUGCUGCGCGAAAGCAGGAAGCACAGAAUGCUAAAUCUGGCUGGCGACGGAAUAGACCUGUUUCAGAUGUCCCGCACAUGGCGAGUGUUGACAGCUUUUCCAGCUGCAAUGCUGAACUCAGAGAAACCAACAAGUCAAUCCAUAAAACAGCAGCUCAGCUUGAGCAAAGUCAAACGAAAGUGCCUCCACACUGGGACAAGAACUCAUCAGACACACUUAAACUCGGUCCAGAAGAGGACGAAGAGUUUGAUUACAGGUCUGAAAACCAAGUUAGCCAGGUAGCAUCCAAUGAUGAUGAUGAUGAAGAUGAUGAUGAGUGCUUUGAGGAGAACAGCACAAGUUUGGUGGAAAGUAGUCAUCUUGUUGAGACAACAUUGGACACGUUCCAAGUUAGUCCUGAUGAGGAAAGCCAAUUUGAUCAUAUGCCUAGUGGCCAAGAAACGUAUAUGGAAGAUGAAGAGCCUAUGGUGGACGACACGACAUGUUUAAUUCAAAGAAUUUGCCCAGGCAUGACUGUAAAUUUUAUAGAAACUACAGAUGACACUCCGCUGACGCCUCCAAGCACUUCCUCUGCUCAGGAACUCAGCAUCAGUCUUGCCCAAGACAACGACUCACCAGAGCAAGAGAGCUCACCACUUUUUCCCAGAUCAGUAAUGCUAGCUAGAAUCCCAGAACAAGGACUAAUCCUUUCGCCAAAGCUUCCAAUCAGUGAUUUCCAUCCAAACAAGACUUUAUCACUGCUUGAUGAACAUGAGCGAAUGUCCAUGGAGGAGGACAUGGCUGGGACUUCUGUUCCUUCACCCAUAUAUACUGCACAAAACUGCACUCAGGAUGGAGUAGUUGAGAGCGCAGAGGAAAAAACUGAAAGCAACCAAAGUGGACACAAAGUAGAGAACCACAUGUUUACGCCAGAAAUUCAUCUCAUGCCGGGAGAUGGGGAUAUUUCGCAAACUAGCAUGUGAAACGCUGGAAGAUGAGAAAAAAAGAGGCAUGGAGGUGUAGCGAAAGAUAUUUUUGCAUGGCAUGAAAAUGAAAAGGUCAUUAUAUUUGUGGCAUUGUCUGCAGGAAGUAAGCCAGUCUUCAUAGAAAAAGAAGAAAUCUAUCUUAAAAAAAAAAAAAAAAAAAACAUCCUGCUGUGUCAUACGAACUCGACAAAUGUAAAAGUAUAGGGGGACAAAAAGAGCAUGCAUUUAAAACGUAUGUUUACGGUGCUUAGUUUGCUGAAAGAGCUUCACUGUAAAUAAACUGAGGACUGAAUGAUGCACAUAGUCACACAGGACAGAAGAUUCAAAUCCAACCUAUUUAUUUAAAUACCGUGCUUCAAAGACUGAAAAGUUGCAAAACAGCAACAUACUGAAACAUAUCAUUACGCAGUAAUGCAAUGUGUACCAUGACAGA
Clarias gariepinus (North African catfish) is the source of this 3040-nucleotide messenger RNA. RefSeq names its product potassium voltage-gated channel subfamily B member 2b (gene kcnb2b). NCBI's taxonomy places the organism in Eukaryota, Metazoa, Chordata, Actinopteri, Siluriformes, Clariidae. Gene Ontology annotation, molecular function: protein binding; delayed rectifier potassium channel activity. Gene Ontology annotation, cellular component: voltage-gated potassium channel complex; membrane. Gene Ontology annotation, biological process: protein homooligomerization; potassium ion transmembrane transport. The transcript is spliced from 2 exons. The coding region runs from base 1 to 2604 and encodes 867 amino acids. The record is from RefSeq and is a predicted model, not a curated record.